AUGGACGCCCCAGUCCCAAGGAAUAAGACGGUGAAACGUGUAUAUCGAAAACGAUCCUAUCGUCCUAGAGGUCUGUAUCCGGAGAAACCCGUUCAGACAAUGAUCAAAAAUAUGGCCGCUGAAAGGCAUAACGAAAAUGAGAGGAAUAUCCAAGAAGCGGCCGACUGGAGGGCAAAGGAACUGGCUCAGGGAAAACCAGUUGACCCAAUACAAGAAAAGAAAACUCGUCGGAACUACAAAGCAAUUUGCAAAAAUAUGAACGGAAAGAGGGGUCGAAGACCCAUCACUACAGUUCGUGAGCUGGUAAAUUUGAUGCCAACAGAUCACGGAUCAAUGGUCGCUUUCAAUCCAUUGAGGGACACUAUCAGGGUAUUCAGACGCUAG
This is a messenger RNA of Caenorhabditis briggsae, 384 nucleotides long. The coding region runs from base 1 to 384 and encodes 127 amino acids. The record is from RefSeq and is a predicted model, not a curated record. NCBI's taxonomy places the organism in Eukaryota, Metazoa, Nematoda, Chromadorea, Rhabditida, Rhabditidae. The transcript is spliced from 5 exons.